Messenger RNA from Setaria italica (foxtail millet), 6540 nucleotides. Its product is annotated as amino acid transporter AVT1I. Gene Ontology annotation, cellular component: plasma membrane. The record is from RefSeq and is a predicted model, not a curated record. The coding region runs from base 5185 to 6384 and encodes 399 amino acids. The transcript is spliced from 3 exons. Lineage: Eukaryota; Viridiplantae; Streptophyta; Magnoliopsida; Poales; Poaceae.
UUUUUCGCGUGGAAAAGAAGGUUGGAGGUUGGUGCCGCCGACGUCCGAGACGCCGCCCCAACCCCACCGGCGGCGGCGGGGAGGUGGCGGGCCCUUGGAAAGCGACCAUUUCCUGUUUACUGUGGUGGUUAGCAUUCCGGGCUUCCGGCAGGGCGAGCUGCCCUGCGCAGCGCCAGGUUCCCCCCCACCACCUCGCUAUUCAGUAUAACGCCGAUUGCUAUUCGCCUCCGCCUAUAGGCUAUAUGUUUCGGGAGGUAAAGCCGGUCCGGCCGUCCGGGGAACAGGCUAGCGGCCGCUGUAUCUGGUAGUGCUGGUGGCCGGUGAUGAGUGCGCUGUAUCAGCGCGGCUACAUUUGUCGGCUCAAUUCCGUGCUGAAUCGUAGUGGUGAUGCACAAUGUGGGUUGGCGUGCGUGCAGCGGCGCUGGUAAUGGAGUGGAGGCCUUUUGGUCUGCUCCAAACACGGCCAUAUCCUACGCCGGGUUCAUGUUUCUCAUGCUUUCUUCCAUCUUGGUUUCCUUGCGGAUUUGCUGGCACGCGCAACUUUUGGUUCAAUCUUUUGAUGUAUAAUAAGUUAAUAACCCCACUUAGUGUCUCCUCCAUCAUUGCGCGGGCCACAGGAGUAAACUAGACAGUCCUAGGCUACUAGGAUUUGGUACCAGUUCAAGAAAAACACGCUACUGCAAUGUGGGCUUUUAGGAUAUCCUAUUGAGUAUUGAUGCCUUUUGUUGGAGAGUGGAGAUCCCUCCACACUUGCCACUUCGAAUCUUCUGAUGUGCCCUUUUCGAUCUUUAGGUUGAUUGAAGCUUAGCGAGUGAAACAAUGGCUGUUGGUAGCUGGGAAAACGAUAUUGAUUUAGGUUGACCCAGCAAGAAGCUUGAGCGUUGAAUCAAGAAUGAUGGGGCCUAAUGAAUGAUUUAGUGGACGUCAUAGCUCUGCCUCCCAACCAAUGCUUGCUGAGCAUGUAUUGUGAGCACCAACGGUUGUGUUCUUUUUCACUUUUCCUCAUGAAGUUUCCUGCCAAUUAUAUUGGACUUUGGUGGGUCAGUCAUUGUCAGAAUAAAUCUGGAUUCCUCAGGAAAACAUAAAUUGCAUAGCCUGAUUAACCAUGGGGUUGUACAGAUGCAGCAAAGAGAACUAUGUUGGGGCUGUUAUUCCACACCCACCUGCUACCGGAACCAUUCUGGACCUGAAUGACAGAAGGACAGCAACUUCAAGUGAACUAUGACGAAGUUAUAGCCUUUUACUAUCACUCGGACGUCUGACUUCCUCAGUUCCACCUCGUGGCUAUCACUAUACAAUUUGAUGAAGCUCAAAGUAUAUAACAUAAGCCACAUUGUAUCUUAUGGGUAACUGGGUAUGCAUGCUAUUAUUAGUUUUAGGUAUUCCUCUGAUUAUGCUUUGCUUUGAUCCAUCCACUGGACAUUGAAAAUUUGAGAUUGACUUUGAUGUCCUAUGUUUGCUGCUUCAUGUUGCAUGUUACUUCGUCCAAUAAAAAGUACUUGAUGUUUUUUGGACAUGAUGGGGACAAAGUGUACCUUUGAACACUAUUUUUAUUAAUAAUAUAUUUAUAAAGUAAAAUAAAUUUAUGAGAUUAUGGGAGUGUUUCUAAGGACAAAUCUACACGUAUGAUUUUGUGUUUCCAAAGUGAAUAUUCUAAAUUUUCUGAUAGUUAAAGUUUCAAAAGUUUGACCUGACCUUGUGAAAAACAAAGUAUCUGUGACUAGAGGGAGUAGAAUUAUAAGGAUGAAAGAAGUGAAGUUAUCAGAUAGAGGAGGAAUAUCAUACAGUUUGUCCUCAUCAACUUAGGUUUCUCGAUUAGUAAUUUAUGUUUAUUGAAGAAGCUGGUAAAUUUCUGUUGAUUGAUGUUACUAAACAUAUCAUAUUCCUUGCUGCUAGGCUACUAUAGCCUCCUAACAUGUUCUGGAUUUCUGAUUUUUCACUUUUCACACUUUUUGUGUGUAAUUUUGUUUUCAUAAUGAAUUUGUGAAAUUGGACAUGUAUUCACACGUCACUUUCUGUUUCAUCUAUGGGAUGCACUUUAUUCUCCUUUCAAUUUCUUUGUCACAGUUAACAAAGAAGCUUAAGGUCCUGUUUGGAUACAAAGUAUUUUUGAAGUGUUGGAUAGAUACCAUGGCUUACAAAAUACCUAGGUAUUAGAUAGCAAUAAGGUGUUUGGAUGUACUAAAUAUUGUGGUUUUGAAAACUGUAGUAUUACUAAAACCACAGUAAUUUUGUAGUUUAAUAAAGUUGUUUACAGUUAAUUGAAUUUGAUUUGGUGGUGAUUCGGGUUGUAGAAAUUCCCCUAUUGGCAAUUACCUCAUAUUUGACUAGUUUCUACACAGUACAUCUUUGCCAGACAGUGAGUUGUAUGCUCUAGAAAAAAAAUGAAAGUAGAUCUUUUAAAUAAGUGUCUGCAUCUUUGCCAGACAUCUGCUAGCUUCGUAUACUGCAGCAAAUGCUUGCUUUAGGUGUGAUCAGAAAUGAUACAAAGGAGAAAGGAUUGAAAACAUCUCGUCGUGUCUAGUGGACUGGGGCAUAAAUGGAAAUUAAAGGCAUUGCUAUUUUCUGUUUCUUGGAUAAUAUUGUGGGCCACUCCAGAUAUCUCUGGUGGAUAGACAAGAAGAUACCCUCAAGGAGUCACUAUGUAGCGUGUUGUGUUACCUCAUUGAAGUGCUUUAGAUCUAUCAAGUAUCAACUUCAGACAUCUGUGUAAAGUUGUACACGGUUAGCUGACUCUGCAAUCUUUCUCUCUGUGGUCACUGUAUCUAUUCAAAAUUUUAUGACAGCUGCUGUGAUGGAACGUGGAUCGUGAUUUCUGUUUUUUUAUUUGAGACUUCAUGUAGGAUAGCACGUCUUUGUUUCCUAUGCUUUUUUCCCCUGGGGUUAUGAGUCUUCUAACUUUUGUUAAAGAAACUACAUGGUAUAAUUAUUUAAAGUGCUUCCAUUUGGAAUCUUCCAUUGUUGUGCUUUGCAUAGCAUCUUUGGAGAUAUUACUCGUGUGGCUUCAGCUCUAUAGAAAAAAGUGGUUCCAUUUUCAUUUUCUCUUAACUGAAUAAUGCACUUACUCCUAAUUACUUGAUAUGAUGCCACUGAAUGUGCAAUAGGAAUAGUUUAAUAGAAACUGGUACUAGUUUUUGGUCUGCUGUUGGGCUUCACUUAUUUAUAAUAGGGCACUGGUGAGCUUUAAGCCUUUAUUGGUUUCAUUUGCACUUUGUGCACACUUUUCUUCAUUUGUCACAAAAAGGGAACAUCAUAUAGUGGGAAGUCUCCUCAUCCAAAUAUCUAUAUCUCAAAAGUUUGUGUCCAUAUAUUAUCUUCUGCUAUGAUGGUUAGAAUGUGAAGCUGCGCCUUCAUGAUUCAGCAUGUAUAACUAAAUAUUUCUAUUGUUUUGAACUGCUGUUGACCAAUUAUUAUGCUUUCUCCAUUACAAUUUUAGUUUUGAAUAUGCAGUGAGGCUAACCAUUUCAGGUACACUUUUAUCCUCAUGUUACAUCACAUCUUAGAUAUAUCAUUCCUUUUCACAUCUGUUGCUGUUGGUUGUUGAAAUUAUGGUCCAUUAUUACUUACAGAAAUAAACAUCAAUUAAUGAUAUCCAAUAAAUAGAAGCUCAUGUGCUUCAUUUACGUAAAUCACAUGCCAAGAUUUUGAUUAUGUUAGAUAUUGAUAUUAGCAAGCUAGCUAAUUUGGGUUGUUGUAAAAUUAUAACAUGUAUAAGGUAUUACCAUCUGUUAUACCAUAUUCUUCUUGGCUGCAUUGCUUAUCUGUGACCAUUACUGUCAGUAAAAGUACAUUUGUCAACCCUUCAACUCUGGCCAUGGUUUAUUUUCAAACCCUUAACAGUGAUAUUGUCAGAAUUUGCAACCCCGAACUUCAAAAUACAUCCACUUUAAGGGCUGUUUUGUGCUGACCUGGAUGCAAAAUAUCGUUGAAUACAUUGUGUUUUAGAAUGAGGGUUGUGUCUUAAAUGGUUUUGACUUCGGAGACUGGCAUUGUCAACUUCAGAAAGGGCUUAACACACCGAUCAUCUUAAUGGCCAGGGAACCAUGGACUCACCGGAAUGAUUGUGUUUUUAAUGGUGCCUCCCCAGAUUUGAAUUAGCUGAUCCGUUCUAUUUUGGGGAAGGAAACUCUAUUGUGUACAGCUAGGGUCAAAGAGCUGCAGAAUCUGGCAGUAGGGCAGGCAUGCUAGAGGCAUUCUAAUUUAGAGGCUGUCCAGCCUUCUGGUCGCUUAUUAUUCUUUCAGUGGGGCGUCUCUUUUUUUCUGUUAAAACUGAUGUUGGGCAUCAUGUUGUGUGUAAGAAUUGUGUUGGAUCUGUGUUUUUUUUAAAAAUUUGUAUUUUCCUUUUUUCUUAUUCUUAAAUGAAAUGAUACACAGCUCUCUUGAGUAUCUGGGAAAAAAAGAGACUGGCAUUAUAAAGUGGAUGGUUCAUACACAGUUUUGAUUACAUAUUUAUUCAUUCUAAUUUGUCUACUUGUUAAUCAUUACCACUGCUUUUUCACUAUGGCUAGGUUUGAAUUUUCCCUGAAGUUUACACUUGACAGUCCUGGAGAUUGCAACCCUUUUCCCAGUUGCUUCGGUGCAAGGGGUCUAGAUUCUGGCUAACUAGUUCUGUAAGCCUGAUUGUAAACUGCUCGUAUGGAUAUAUUCUGCAGUAUGGUGCGCCAUGACAUCACAUUUAUGUGGUGCGUGCAAUUAACGUUACUUUUGAUGGCCUCCGUGCUGUAUAGAGUUUCAGUAUAAUCUAUAAUCUUUUCCAACAAAAAGGGAAACAGUACACAAAAACAUCUGUUCAUUUGGGUCCUAGAGGUUGCAGGAACAGCAUGCAACUUUAUUUGUGUUCCUGCUUUUUUAUGGCUUCUGCAUGCAUUUUGCAUGGGCUGCUUCUCCUUUCCUUCCCCCUGGGAUACGUCUCGUUAGAUCCUCAAGCGAUGACGUCCAUCUGUUUGACAAAAAAUGUGUAUUUCAUGAAUCUACUUUGCUGUUCUGUCUAAUUCCACUCAAUCCUUUUUUUUUGGCUUUACUUUCAUCUCUUUUCUGGGAAUAGACAUCCACUUCUUGUCACACGGCACUACCAAAGUGGUGAUAGUGUGACAUGGAGUGGGUCUGCAUGUCCUAACCUCAUGCACCACAGCUCUUUAAAACCCAGGGCUGCAUCCUCUAGUCAAUAGCAACUAGGAGUUUCUGAUGGAGAACAACACUCCUUCAAAGUCUGGGACAGGCUUCUUCAAAACUUGCUUCAAUGGAGUUAAUGCUCUCUCAGGGGUUGGAAUAUUAUCCAUUCCAUAUGCAUUGUCUCAAGGAGGAUGGCUGAGCUUACUCAUUUUCAUAACCAUAGCAACCAUCUGUUUCUAUACUGGUAUUCUCCUACAGAGAUGUAUAGACUCAAGCUCGCUUGUUAAGACCUAUCCUGAUAUUGGCGAGCUAGCUUUUGGCCGGAAAGGAAAAAUCAUUGUAGCAAUAUUCUUGUACCUGGAGCUGUAUCUUGUUGCUAUUGAUUUCUUGAUAUUAGAAGGUGACAACUUGGAGAAAUUAUUUCCAAGUGCCAACUUCCAUAUUGCCAGUCUCAAGAUUGGAAGCAAGCAAGGGUUUGUGUUGAUCUUCAGCCUGCUGGUGUUGCCAACAACAUGGCUCCGGAGCUUGAACAUGCUUGCAUAUGUCGCUCUUGGUGGAGUCAUGGCUUCUUUCAUUCUAAUCGCCUCUGUUCUGUGGGUUGGAGCAUUUGAUGGUGUUGGUUUUCAUGAGAAAGGCGUGACUGUCAACUGGUCUGGUAUGCCAACUGCUAUGAGCUUAUAUGCGUUCUGUUUCAGUGGCCAUGCUGUUUUUCCCAUGAUAUACACUGGCAUGAGAAACAGAAAAACAUUCCCCACAGUGCUGCUCAUCUGCUUCAUUAUCUGCACCCUUAGCUAUGGGGUGACAGGCAUCAUUGGAUACUUGAUGUACGGGGAAUCACUAAGUUCCCAGGUGACGCUCAACCUUCCAUCAAAACGUAUUGCCUCCAACAUCGCCAUCUUCACGACACUGAUCAAUCCGUUCACCAAGUUCGCGCUGCUAAUCACUCCGAUAGCAGAGGCUAUCGAGGACAGCCUUCGUGUUGGCAAGAACAGGACCAUCGGCAUCUUCAUCAGGACCGCCCUGGUCGUCAGCACGACCAUCAUAGCACUUGUGGUGCCCUUCUUCGCCUAUGUCGUCGCGCUUACUGGCUCGUUCCUCAGCAGCACGGUCACGAUCUUGCUGCCCUGCGUUUGCUACCUGAAGAUCAGCUCGAGGACCUCCAGGAAUCUGAGGUUGGAGCUGGUGGUUUGCCUGGGAAUUAUCAUGAUUGGGGCGGGAGUAAUUGUGGUUGGCACAUAUAACUCACUGAAGCAGAUUGUUCAUAGCUUUUGAGUGAUCACUUUGAGCUGCUGUAUAUAUGACCCAAACCAUAUUGUAACCUACCCUAGUAACAUCCACAUCUGUAGCCUUAUGCAGUUGUACUCUCACCUUGAUAAGAAGAUAGCAUAUGAAAUUAGUUGCUAUUUUUUCGGACGAUAUUUUUCUUCA